Molecule: messenger RNA, 1796 nt
Organism: Andrographis paniculata
Lineage: Eukaryota; Viridiplantae; Streptophyta; Magnoliopsida; Lamiales; Acanthaceae
Product: methyltransferase FGSG_00040
Exons: 1
Coding region: 76-1701 (541 amino acids)
Molecular function (GO): protein binding
Source: RefSeq, a predicted model, not a curated record
GGAUUCGAAAAACCAGAAAAGAAAAAAAAAAAGAUCUCCCAAAUACCCAAACAAUAAAAUCAAUCAACGGUCGAGAUGAGGACAGCUGAAUCGCUGCAAGAAGAAGAAGAAGAAAGAAUGGAAGUCGAAGUAGAUGUAGAUGUAGAAGACGAAGACGAAGAACAGAUCCACAAAUUGAGAUCCAAAGCCACGGAAUUACUCCUCAGAGAAGAAUACAAAGAUUCAAUCCAAGCCUACACACAGAUCAUCUCCCUCUGCCGAGAAAUCAUUUUCAGAAAAUCUCCAGAAGCAGCCAUAGUCGCCAAGCUGCAGAAGACCCUCUGUCUGGCCUUCUCGAACCGGGCCGAGGCCCGGGCCCGGCUGCAGGAGUCCACCUUAGCAUUGAUUGAUUGCGAGGAGGCAUUGAGGAUAGAGAAUUCCCAUUUCAAGGCUCUCCUCUGUAAGGGUAAGAUCUUCUUAAGCUUAAAUGGCUAUGGUAUGGCUAUGGAGUGCUUCAAGUCUGCAAAUCUUGCGGCAAACGGGAACUCGGAUGUCGUAAAUUCGUUGUUAGAGAAAUGCAAGAGAUUCGAGUCUCUGUCGAGGACCGGGGCAUUCGAUGUUUCCGAUUGGGUUUUGAAUGGCUUCCAUGGAAGAGUGCCUGAAUUGGCUGAAUUUGUAUCUUCUGUGGAGAUCAAGAAAUCGGGAAUCAGCGGGCGCGGGAUGUUCGCGACGAAGAACAUCGAGAGCGGAGCCUUGUUGGUGGUGACAAAAGCCGUUGCCGUCGAAAGGGCGAUAGUAAUGCCUCAAGAUUCAGGGAAAGAUGCCCAACUGGUUAUAUGGAAGAAUUUCAUCGAAAAAGUGACAGAAUCCGCCACUAAAUGCAGCAUGGUUAGGGAUUGGUUAGCGAAGUUAUCAUCCGGGGAAGACGACGAGGAGGGGAAGGAAGUUCCCGAUAUCAGAUCCUUUAAUCCGGAGGCUAUAAUCGAUGUCUUUGACAAGAAUCUGGACAAGGGAAGGCUUGUGAGCAUUUUGGAUGUGAAUUCGAUUCUUGAGAACGCGGUAUCGUCGAAGGUUUUAGGGAAGAAUGCGGAUUACGAAGGCGUCGGGUUAUGGAUCUUGCCGUCGUUCAUCAAUCAUUCGUGCGAUCCUAAUGUACGACGGGUGCACAUUGGCGAUCAUGUGGUGGUUCAUGCUUCGAGGAACGUUAAGGCUGGGGAAGAGCUGACAUUUGCCUACUUUGACGUGCUGUGUCCGUUAAACCGCCGGAGAGAAAUGGCGACGAAUUGGGGGUUUGUCUGUGAAUGUAGAAGGUGCAAAUUUGAGGAAGAUUUGCUCUGCAAGCAAGAAAUGAGGGAGAUUGAGGCUGCCAUGGGAGAUCUGGUGUAUAGACUUGAGGAAGGUAUGAGGAAAUGGAUGAUUAGGGGGAAGAAGAAGGGUUAUCUGAGGGCUUCGUUUUGGGAAGCUUAUUCGGAGCUUUAUGGGUGUGAAAAAAUGGUGAGGAAAUGGGGAAGAAAGGUUCCUUCUGUAGAGAGUGUUGUGGACAGUGUUGUGGAUGCAGUUGGGAGUGAUGAAAGGAUUGUGUGUAUUUUCAUGGAGGGUUUGAAGAGAGGUGGGGUUGUCAAUGGAGUUGUGGAGAUGGAGAAAGCUAUGAAGUUUUGGAGAGGGGUUUAUGGCAAAGUGAUGAAGAAACAGGCAAUGAGGACAUUGAUUGAUUCGAUUUAGUGGGAAUCAAGAAUGUUAGAGAAGAUGAUAUAUAUAUAUAGAUAUAUAUAUAUAUAUGUAGUUCGACAUUCAAUUUGUUACAUUCAUAUGCUAAA